AUGGGUGAAAUGGUUUCAUCUGUAUCACCGACGCUUCAAACUCCUCAUUCCUCGCCUCACAAGCAGUCGUCUAGGGCCAAAUUUUACUUGGUUGUUGUUGGAAGACAAUGUGGAGUGUUUGAAAACUGGGCAUAUGUUAGUGCGUUGACCACCAGUAUUUCCGGAAAUUCUCACUGUAGCUUCAACACUCAUGAGGCGUCCCUCCAGAAUUAUUUUGAGGCUAAGAGGUUGGGUUUGGUCAAAGUUUCCAGGUUGCCAGGUGACGAACACAUUUUUGGACCCAUUUCUCAGGCAGUGUUGUAG
This is a messenger RNA of Laccaria bicolor S238N-H82, 303 nucleotides long. RefSeq lists its product as uncharacterized. NCBI's taxonomy places the organism in Eukaryota, Fungi, Basidiomycota, Agaricomycetes, Agaricales, Hydnangiaceae. The record is from RefSeq and is a predicted model, not a curated record. The transcript is spliced from 2 exons. The coding region runs from base 1 to 303 and encodes 100 amino acids.